Molecule: messenger RNA, 6522 nt
Organism: Sus scrofa (pig)
Lineage: Eukaryota; Metazoa; Chordata; Mammalia; Artiodactyla; Suidae
Gene: MLEC
Product: malectin
Cellular component (GO): membrane
Molecular function (GO): carbohydrate binding
Source: RefSeq, a predicted model, not a curated record
GGGCGCUGGGGUAGGUUGUUCCCAAGGUGGGAGGCGGCACCGUGGCUGAGAAAGAGGCCUGAGAGCGACAUGUCCCCAGCAGCUGAGGCACAGCGGCCCGUGGCGCUGUUUUUCUGAGUCCGGGGCGGCCUGGCGGCCGGCUGAGAACUAGGCUCGGCGGAGGCUGCCCCCGCUGUGGUGGCCGCCAUGCUGGGCGCCCGGGCGGUUGAGGGAGCCGCUGUGGCGUUCCUGCGACUGCUGCUCCUCCUGCUGCUGCCGGCGCUCCGGGAGCCGGGGUUCGGCGUGGUUGGCUUGGCGGGGGCCGGGCUGCCCGAGAGCGUGAUUUGGGCCGUUAACGCGGGCGGGGAGGCGCAUGUGGACGUGCACGGGAUCCACUUCCGCAAGGACCCUCUGGAAGGCCGGGUGGGCCGAGCCUCUGACUAUGGCAUGAAACUGCCAAUCCUGCGUUCCAACCCUGAGGACCAGAUCCUGUAUCAGACGGAGAGGUACAAUGAGGAGACCUUUGGCUACGAGGUGCCCAUCAAGGAGGAGGGGGACUACGUGCUGGUGUUGAAAUUUGCCGAGGUCUACUUUGCGCAAUCCCAGCAGAAGGUAUUUGAUGUGCGAUUGAAUGGCCAUGUCGUGGUGAAGGACUUGGACAUCUUUGAUCGUGUGGGGCACAGUACAGCCCAUGAUGAAAUCAUCCCCAUGAGCAUCAGGAAAGGGAAGCUGAGCGUCCAGGGGGAGGUGUCCACCUUCACAGGGAAACUCUACAUUGAGUUUGUCAAGGGGUACUACGACAAUCCCAAAGUCUGUGCACUCUACAUCAUGGCUGGGACAGUGGACGAUGUACCAAAGCUGCAGCCUCAUCCAGGCCUGGAGAAGAAAGAGGAAGAGGAGGAAGAAGAAGAAUACGAUGAAGGGUCUAAUCUCAAAAGACAGACCAAUAAGAACCGGGUGCAGUCGGGCCCCCGCACGCCCAACCCCUAUGCCUCGGACAACAGCAGCCUCAUGUUCCCCAUCCUGGUGGCCUUUGGAGUCUUCAUCCCAACUCUCUUCUGCCUCUGCCGGUUGUGAGAACAAACUGCCAUCCUGAACAGGUGGAGGGGCGUGGUAAAGAAACCAAACGUGUUGGUUUGGGUUUCUGUAUUUUUCAGAGAUUAGCAAAAACAGACCAACGAAAACAAACACACACACACACACACACACACACACACACACAAUUCAGACUCACUCACUCUUUAUUUUUCACAGUGAUUAACAAAAACAGACCAACGAAAACACACACACACACACACACACAACUCAGACUCACUCUUAAAGGAGAUGAAAAGAGGCAUAGUGGGUAGAGAGCAGCCCUCAUCCACCACCUGGUCCCAGACCUGCUCCAGUCCUAGUUCUCUCUUUGUGGUGGCCCUGGGCCGUCUCUCCUCUCUAGGGUACGUUGGGUAAACUGGAUCCUACCUGGUCAAGGGCCCUCAUCCAUAUACCCAGUGGAAAGGACUCUGAACUCAGAGCAGACACGGUUCCUUUUUUAAUUAACAGCAGGGAAAUGUCAUCUUCUUAGUUGAGAAGGCCAGCGCUGGGAGUUGGGUAUGUUCUGGAGUUAUGUCCAGAUAAGUUUUCAGAUGUCCUGGGAUUGAAAGCGUGAGGGGGGUGUGUGUGUGUGUGUGUGUGUGUGCGUGUGUGUGCGUGCGUGUGCGUGCGCUUGCGUAGGUGUAUAAUUUUAUGAUAAAGAUGAAAACGGAGGGGGAUUAAAAAGAAAGAAAAGCAGAAGCUUCCCUACUUGGAAGCCUUUCUGGUUUUAGCCCAGUGAUAGUUCCACCUUAAGUGUUUGAGCUUUGUCAUUGCUUGUCUCCCUGACAUGUGCCAGUUAGAGGACUGUCUGGUAUCCAAGACAAUUAGUUGAUGUCAGGUCCUCAAGUUGCCUCUGACUUCUUAUCACAACAAGUCAUUUUGAUUUCAGUGCCUGUUGGGGACUUGAUUUCCUCUCUCUCUCUUUUUCUGAACCUGGCUCAUUUGAAAUCUCUUCUCUCUCAGCCAUUCUGCUAAGUUAUUGCCAAGAAGGGAAGGAGACAUGGGGAUUUGGGGUUCCCUCUGCUUGAAUGUCUUAUCCUCCACCCCCUCAACUUACUGGUACCUCCCUCCCUGGAUCUCUGAGCCAGCAGCCCGGAGGACCUGACCCAGCAGUUCUUUGACUGGCCCCUUUGUAGGGUCUCGCUGCCAGGGGACAGGGACGUUUUCCAGCCUGCAGCAACAGAACACUUGACCUUAAAAGUCUCUUCUGGUCUUUGGAUUAGAAAAGGCUUAUGUUAGCAUAACUUAAGAGCAACCUCAGAGACUUGAGCCCUACUAAGUGACUGACCACUGUUGAGAGUAACUAGUACCCGGCAUUCAUUUUGUCCCACGUCCUUCUGGUUCAGCCAGUUCUGGUUUAAGCCUAGAGCUGCCCCAAGGAACUAGACUGGUUGGGUUCUGGCCCAGUUGUUCCUCUCACUGACCUUAAGAGUGUGCCCCUCUGUCCUUUCAUUUCCCUGUCCAUCAUAGCUGGGGUCUUGGUGUGACGGGGCUGGAAGACUGCUGGUCAGCCACAGUCCUGGCAGCUCUGCGGCCGCUCCUUAGCAUCUAGGUGUCUGUCUCGAAUUCCCUGGGAAAAUUUCUGCAGGAAACGAAGCUUCCCUGUCCCCCUUCUUUCUGGUCCCCGUCAUCCUUUCCCCAGCUAGGGCAGCAGUGAGGGAGGACCCACCAAGCUACAAGGAAUUCUGUGUAUAGCAGGCCACAGGGUCAGCUCUGCUUGGCGGGAGCAGCAUAGACUCUUGGGCCAGGCCCAGCGUUUUAGAAUGUGUUGAGUUUUGAGUUUGGCUUUUUUGGACAUGUUUUUCAAGAGCUCCAUAUGUUCGACAACAUAAAUAGCCCUUGGGCCCACGUCCUGGGUUUUGGUUCUGAAUGAGUGACUCCAGGUCAGCCUUCAGUACUUUGAGAGUCGUAGCCCUUCGUUUUCGCUGUGACUUAGGCUUUGGGCAUGGAGGCAGCUGAACGGCUGUGGCCUGAGGCUGUGAUCAGCCAAAGCUCCUGGCAUUAAAGGAUGAUGGAGGUGGAUGUCUGGUCCUGGGGACCGCCUGCCUGGUGCAGUGGGCAUCUUGACUAGUGAGUGGGCUUCUGACAGGGGUUCCCACUUCCUAUUCCAUCCCAGUUCCCUGGAGUCGCAGGCCACUGCCAGUGGAUUAGACAGGAUGCAGAAGGAGGACUUGCCGCCUCCAUUUUGCCUUGUUCAUCAGUUUGCCCGGGUCUCUCUGAGGAAGACGGGCUCCCCACCUCCUCACCCCAACCCUCCCCCUCCGUGACUCAGAGUCUCAGAGGAAGCCCUGGCUCCUGGGGCCAUUUCCUAACGGUACUGUAAGCCAAGCAGCUUUGCUUCUGCCUCUGUUUCCAAGCCCACCCGUUUCCCCUGAGCUCAGGGAUAGGGAUGGGCACUUUCCUCUUUGGUUGUGCCUGAAAGGAAGGAACAUCUUUCUAUGGCUCACGAACACUAAAGGGGAAGUGAGGAAACAGGAAGAAGCAUGGUGGGGAGGGGUAGAGCCCCCUGGAGCCAAGCCCACCCACCCAGCUCACAGAGCUGCCCAGGGCUGGUUACAGUUGGCUUGUGAUGCUGAACUUGAAAGCUUUUUUUUUUUUUUUUUUUUUGGCUCUUUCAAGAUGAUAUAGGUACAUGAAGUUUAGGUUAGGUUAAAGGGGUGGGAUGGGGUCCUCUUUAUUUUUAUUUUUGUAUUGUGUGUGUCAAGAAUUCUCUGUUGUUCACCUUUUGCUUUUUGCACUGUUUGUCCCCACGUCUGUAUCUUGAGCUGGUGCUAGAAUGGAGAGGCCACGCCCUAAGGGAGCCUGACCAGGGCUGGGGAGGCGAUUAGUAAUGCCUGUUAGGGGUAGGGAAGGAGAGGCCUGGGCUCUUCUGGAUCCACACUCUGUCCUGGGUGUUCAGAUCCUCUGGAGCCCCUCUGGCCAAAACCAAGAGCAAACGGCCAAGGCUGAAACUCUUUUUGCCAGAAGUGUGGCUUGGGUUCAGUUUCCAGGAGGACCAGGGAAAGAUGUCUUCUGGAGAUGGGCUGAGAUUCUGCAGUGUAGCCCUGAUUUGGGUCAGACUUUGAGGGGGUGGGGGGCUCCAUUCCAGAAGAUGGAAACAUGCCAGGAAACAACCUGUGGGACCCAUGUCCCCCAAACCAGAUACAUUUUCCUGAAAAAAAUCUCCACUAUUGAGGAGAAGCUGCUCAGUGUUAACCUAGAGUUCUGGUGACUUGGAAGAUGGUUCUCUUCAAGCAUCAGUGGUCAACUCGCAGGAAAAGCACAGGGCCUGCAGGCCACUUGUUGGUGCGAGAGUGUGAUCUUAUGUUCUUGUUUCCACUGUUGGCCUAAGAGAUACUGGCCUGAAAUGGGGGAUCACAUUAGAGGUCACUUGGGCUUUGAAGAGAUGGGGUGAAGUUUGAGUUCAGUUUACCUCCCCCUUUCUGUGCCUGGGAACUGUUUAAUCCAGUUUUAGAAUUGUGAUUUGACUUCUUUUAUUUUUGGAGAAGCUUCUGUUUUAAGGAAUUUCUCUUCCUUCUUAUCCUGCCUCUACCCUCUCCUGGGAUGGCCUGGCCAUGGCUUCUAGAACUCAGUUGAACUUCAGAAAACAGCAGCAGUAUUUUCCCUUUCCUAGCACUUAAAUUCCUUUCCCUAGAAAUCCAGCUCACCUUGGGAAGCCCAGGGGGAAGAAUCAGCAGGUUCUCCACCCUCCCUGGGGUUUAGGGAAAGACCCACCCGGUCAGCACAGUGCCUUUUCCUCCCCUGCUCUGAGCCAGGGUGGGCGUUCCCUCUUGAUUCAGGUCUGGGCAGGGGGUCUUACAGUCUCUGCUGUGGGACUGCUUCCCCGUCCCUUCCUUCCCCUCCCCUUUGCUGGCCGGCUCUGACCUAAUUCAAGUGUCUUCUUGCCUCGAGGAGCCUUAAUGGCAUCAAGUGGCAAUACUGUCCUCCAUGCCUCUCCAAAAGGACCUGGGAGAGCAGGUGCGCUUUCCAGAGUGAGAGCCUAAUAGAUGCUCUUGUUUUUAAAAAACAAUGUGAGGAGGGUGGGUAAGCUUCGGGCCUCCUUCUGCCUCAGCCCUGGGGGAAGGAACCUAGGGCAAGGCUAAGGGAUGGUACGGAGGCAGAACUAGAAACACCCAGGGUUGGUUCAGAAAUCUUAGAAGAAAUCUGCUCCUCUUCUCUGUAAAGAUGUAAUUAGGGAUCAAAGAGCUCUAAGACAAUUGCAAAGAAGCCUUAAUGUUCAAGCUUCAGAGAGAUCAGAGUAAUUUUUCCCUUUCAGUCCGAGCUAGGACUCUUUCUGCAUUUAGACACCUUCUGGGGCAAGAGGGCUAGAUUGCCUCAUUUUGUUACAAGACUAGAUUGGCACCAGUGGGUCUGCUGCCCAGCAAGGGUGUGUUCUUCCCUGUAUGUGGGUAGCUUGCUGCCGAUCCGGUGUGUCCUUGCCCAGCUGCCUGUGGCUAGCUUGCUUCAGGUUGCCAAAUUAUUUUGAUAAGGGCAGAUGAUUUGGAGACUGGCUGUUGGCAGGAAGAGAGCAGAAUGGAUCUUUUGGGAUGGGUUCCCUGUCCCCCCGCCGCCACCCCCACUAACCCUCCAGGAGUAGAAAAACCAGGAGCCAGGAUUGUGGUGGCAGCCAGGGAAACCGUAGUGCCUGUUGGAGUUGGCAGAGAGGGCCCUGGCGCCUCUCGCAUCCAGGCAGGCUUGGGCGGUGGGGGCACACGGUACCAGGAACAGCAGAACUCCAUUCUCGCCUCUAUUUUGAGCUUCAGGGCUUCAUUUCAGUAUGAGGAAAAACAACAACAUUCUGAAGUGCGCUUUCCGUCCUUUUAGAGGACAACUGUCGGGAAAGGAGGGCUGGGUUGCCAGGUGGGAGGGGAGGGUUGGCAGGGAAAGGCCUUAUGGCAGAACCAGGAACGAGACAUUCUGGACUCCGCUCUUCCCUGGUGUGUCAUGAUCCAGGGAAUGAAAAGAAAUUUGACCCUGGACGCAUUCCCUCCUUGGAUUUCCCUUCCACCAAGUUCUCCCACGCUCGGACCAGCUGCUCAUUCAGAGCUGAGGGCAGCCUCUUGUGCAACCAUUACUGGCCUACCCUGGCUUGUCAGGAAGCCCACCACCCCGCCACUCUAGAAGGGGCCUGGCUUCUCUGUUCUGUACCAAGUACUGGAGAAUAGUGUCAGGUUCUUAGUCACCCCUGUAGCUCCUACUCUUGAUUCCCAUCUUCUCCUGGCAGAGGCCAAACCCACUCUCUGUCUGUAGCCACAAUAUGCAUUUGCAGCGACAUAGCGAGAUGUGAUUGAGGGGCUUUGAACCUGGCUGGCCCGGGCAAGCUGUGGGGGCGGACAGAGCUGUCUUUCCUUCCCGGCUGUUUCCAUCUGUCCCUAUCCCUUCCACGUCCCACCCCACUCCCACCAAAAAGUAAAAAAAAAAAAAAAAAAAUCAGGAUGUUUUUCACUGUCCAUUGCUUUGUGUUUUAAUAAACAAUUUGCAGUGACA